This is a messenger RNA of Penicillium malachiteum, 1380 nucleotides long. RefSeq lists its product as uncharacterized. Bases 1 to 1380 code for a protein of 459 amino acids. Gene Ontology annotation, molecular function: transmembrane transporter activity. The record is from RefSeq and is a predicted model, not a curated record. Gene Ontology annotation, cellular component: membrane. Gene Ontology annotation, biological process: transmembrane transport. The transcript has 9 exons. NCBI's taxonomy places the organism in Eukaryota, Fungi, Ascomycota, Eurotiomycetes, Eurotiales, Aspergillaceae.
AUGUCUGCCAGUGGACAGAAGUCGAUAGCUACCCGGCCGGGAUUUUGCGCGUUUUUGAAGGAGGUAUUCAAUUGGUAUCCAUCUUCGUACCCAGCUGAAGAAAGAAAAUUGUUGUUCAAGCUCGAUGUUUCAAUCCUUGUAUUCGCUUGCCUAUGUUUCUUCGUGAAAUAUCUCGAUCAAACCAACAUCAGCAAUGCUUAUACGAGUGGUCUUAAGGAAGACUUUGGUCUAUACGGCAACCAGCUUAAUUACUUCAAUGUUUGCUACUAUACCGCAUACGUCGUAUUCCAGGUUCCUGGACUACUUCUGAUGUCACGUCCAAAAUUGGCUCGAUGGCUGCUUCCUGGACUUGAAGUUUUGUGGGGAAUUUGCACAUUUGCCCAAAGCCGAGUGACAAAUGUCGAACAGUUGUAUGCAUUGAGGUUCCUCGUUGGAAUGCUGGAAGCUCCUGUAUUCGCUGGAACACAUUUCAUUCUUGGCUCCUGGUAUUCAGGCCCCGAACUUUUCAAGCGAGCAGGUACCUGGUUUAUCUGUAACCCGCUUGGAAGCAUGGUUAGUGGAUACCUUCAAUCCGCUGCUUAUACCAAUCUCUCCGGAGUUGGAGGUAUGCCUGGUUGGAGAUGGCUGUUCAUCAUUGAUGGAAUCUUCACUAUUCCAGUGGCAUUGAUAGGCUUUAUCAUUUUCCCGGGGAUUCCAGAUUCGUCUCGCCCAUUCUACCUGACAGAGAGUGAUAUCUCUUUGGCCAAGGAACGAAUACGUAGAGCAGAGAUUCGUCGCCCUGGGAAGUUGAGUCUUGAUGUGUUCAAGCGAUCUCUGAAACGGUGGCAUAUCUGGGUCUUCAUUACUAGUUAUGCAUGCAUGAUCAUUUCAUCAUACCCUGGAUCAUAUAUGAACCUUUGGCUUAAAGCAGAAGGAUAUUCAGUGACCCAAAUCAAUAAACUACCUACAGUGAUCUAUGCCAUCCAGAUUGUUGCAUCCUGGCUGGGGACAGCUGUUGCUGCGAUCUACCCGUCUUGGAUCAUAUACACAAUUGCCACGCUUGGGUGUCUCUUCUCAACACUAUGCAUGAUUAUCUGGAAUAUCCCGACAGGAUUGAAGUUUGCUGCGUGGUACAUGCUCGGUCUUUCGGGCUGCCUUAGUCCGAUCCUCUAUUCAACUGUCAAUACUAUCGUGAAGGACGACUCUGAAGAGCGAGCAUUGAUUUUGGGAUCAAUGAUGACAUUUGGAUACUCUUUCCAGAUCUGGGUUCCCCUUCUUGUCUUUCCAACUUCAGGUCACUAUGGUGCACCGCAAUGGAUCAAAGGGUGGCCGGUGGCAUUUACAUUCUAUACCUUACUCUGGGCUGGAUUUAUUACUGCUCUUGUCCUGUAUCGAAGGUAA